AUGGGAAGUCAAAUUAAUGUUGAGUUAUUAGAAGAACAAAGGCCAACUAUCGUUUUGCCCGUGUACCCAAAGCCACUGCCGGAGCGGGAUAUCAGCUAUAAGCUUGAUGAUAAUGGCUUUAGUAUUUUGGAGAAGGCUGCACUGCGCAAUGCUUGGCGUUUUAUUGAGCCCUUUCAACGUCGCUAUGGGCAGAACACAUUUUAUGACUUUCUUACGGAACAUGAACUGCUGAUCAACACCUUUCGACAACAGGGAAAAAUCAGCAUGAGUAAGCUUCACGGUCAUGCCACCGCGAUGAUGAGACUUGGAUAAACCUUGGAUAUGAAUCUGCAGUUUCGCUCGAGCCUGGAUGAGAAUCUGCCGUUUCAUCUGAAAGCCGACAUCGACCUCGAUGACAUGAAGAUGUUGGCAAAUGCUUUGAAGGAUUACUUGCUGUCCUCUCCGGUCAUAGAAAAACACAACUCCUGCACUCUGACGACUGCCCUUGAAAAACUGGUGACAAUUGUCGGUGGAUAUGCUGAGGCCGAAGAAGCCCGGAAAAAAGCCAUGUCUGGGUUCUACCGAAACACCAAUACCAGUGGCGAACCUAAAAGCGAAAGGGCAUCCAGUGUUAAGUCAGCUAAGAAGUCUCUAAUAAUGGAUUAACUCAGAGAUAAAACAAAACCAACCAAAAACGGAAAAUA
Molecule: messenger RNA, 683 nt
Organism: Drosophila persimilis
Lineage: Eukaryota; Metazoa; Arthropoda; Insecta; Diptera; Drosophilidae
Source: RefSeq, a predicted model, not a curated record